Molecule: messenger RNA, 474 nt
Organism: Loa loa (African eye worm)
Lineage: Eukaryota; Metazoa; Nematoda; Chromadorea; Rhabditida; Onchocercidae
Product: dolichol Phosphate Mannosyltransferase family member
Exons: 2
Coding region: 102-389 (95 amino acids)
Biological process (GO): GPI anchor biosynthetic process
Cellular component (GO): dolichol-phosphate-mannose synthase complex; endoplasmic reticulum membrane
Source: RefSeq, a predicted model, not a curated record
GUUUCAGUUUUGUGAGAGUAUAUAUCGCGAACUCGGUAAAAUAUUUUCCUUCACAACGAUUUGCAGUUUAUGAUUUUUUAUUGCUGAAGUUGAUCAAAAUAAUGGUAUCGCAACUUGUUAUCUACUCCUUACAUGUUAGUCCACUGAUUGCUAUUUGGGUUGCUUUACUAUACGACUGGCUGCCAUACACACAUAAUUUUACGAGGAAGUAUUACGGAUUUAUUCUUUAUCUUCCUAUUUACGCCAUUUUUUUACUUGGAAUUUAUGCUACUUGUAACGUGGUGUAUGGUGUUGCAACAUUCAACGAUUGUCCUGAUGCCGAAGAAGAGCUAAAAAAGGAAAUCGAAGAUGCAAAAACGGAUCUGAGGAGGAGGAAUGUGAUUCCAUAAAAGAAUUUGAACGAUUUUAUUGCUGAUGAAGAUAAGCUGAUGUUGAUUGCGUUAGGAGUAAUAUAAUUGUAAGUUAUAUCAGACC